Messenger RNA from Selaginella moellendorffii, 541 nucleotides. RefSeq names its product cytochrome c oxidase assembly protein COX19. The transcript has 3 exons. The record is from RefSeq and is a predicted model, not a curated record. NCBI's taxonomy places the organism in Eukaryota, Viridiplantae, Streptophyta, Lycopodiopsida, Selaginellales, Selaginellaceae. The coding region runs from base 16 to 396 and encodes 126 amino acids.
GGUUUUGGAAAUGCCAUGGCUGCUGGUGGCGCAUUUGGAGGGAGCAGGGGAGUGAAGCCCGUGCCGCCAGAGAAGGGAGUAUUUCCACUGGAUCACUUCCACGAGUGCAAGCCGGCAAUGCAAGAGUAUAUGCAGUGCUUGAAAAACAACCAAAUGCUGGCCGAUCGCUGCAAGCAUCUUUCGAAGAAAUACCUGGAAUGCCGCAUGGAGAGGAACUUGAUGUGCAAACAGGACCUCAAGGAGCUGGGAUUUAGCGAGAACGAUGAGAUUUACGCCAGGCGAGACGACGAUCCCGUCGGUGGCGAUGGUGGGCUAUUUGCUUUCAUGAAUCAGCCACGAAAAGAAGAAGCCCACAUCGCUGGGAUUCGAAGAAAACGCGGCGAGAAUCCCCCCUAGAUCUUUUAUUUCGAUCUUUUGCUCUUUCGGUCGAGCAAAGAGGCAAGAACACCAGGAACUCUAGACAAUGCACAGCGAAUUUCUUUCUCUAUACAGCAUCGUCGGCGUUAAGUCUUUAGUGGAUCAUCAAAAGCUUUUCUCUUUC